Molecule: messenger RNA, 2611 nt
Organism: Marchantia polymorpha subsp. ruderalis
Lineage: Eukaryota; Viridiplantae; Streptophyta; Marchantiopsida; Marchantiales; Marchantiaceae
Source: the annotation of a GenBank genome assembly
CUCGCUCGAACCAAACAUGUAAAGGUCCCUGCUCCGAACCUUCAAACCGAAAUCGAGAGAAUACUCUGAAACCUGGUCAACUGCGCUGAGUCAGACCUGUUUCGGACAGAUGGGCUUGCGGCUUGGGGCUUGGGGCUUGGGGCUCGGAACUCUUCAUGAUAGGUUCGUCCGCUUUCCAAUGGCUUUGGGUAGAUCUACAUUUGGCUCGAGAAUGAAGUCAUCCUCCCCUCGCAAACAGCCUCGGGAUCUUUUUAAUCAGAGUACGACCGAUAUACGACACUUUACUAAAACGAACCAGGACUGUAUCGGUGGGGAUGUCAACUUGUGCACCAAAAUGAGUUUAUACAUUCCUUAGGGUUUAGGCCGAGGUUAAAAGUGCCUGGCAAAUGAAGACUUCUCUAGUUGUUGAUGGCGCAGAAGAGCAGUGGCUUUGCAGCAUAUGGUUUCCCGAGCGAGAGUUUGAUUCGGAUGAAAAUAUCGAAAUCUCUGGAGGAUGAGAUGGACGAAAGAGGAACAGAUGAUGGAUGGGGAGGAGGGCGAGACGUGAAUCAAAAGGAAGCUCAGUACUGCACGGAGAUCUUGUGCGAGCCUUAUCAGCACCUGCGGCAGUCCACGUCGUGAGGCCCGACGCACUUGUGGUUCUUAUUGAACGUGAGAUUUAUCGAGUAGAUCAUCCGAAGCUAUGGCCCGAUUCUUCCCCGUAUGCUAGUAGCCAGCCUCGGGCUCACAUGUGGCUCACAGUCCGGGACAGACCAACGAGCCACCGACCCACAAAUACGAAAUCAGUCGGGCCCCUCAGUUGCUUUCUGCAUCGUCCACAGGACAGCAGCCACUGGAUCUGUUCAUUCUCCGUCUGUGCACUCAAAAACUCGAACAUCGUUGAGCUCCGUCUCAUGACACUGUCCGAUUGCGUGAAGUGAAAAACCAGAAGAGAAGCAAGAAGGAUAAAUUGAAUUUAUCGACACAUUGUUACAGGUCCAGGGAAACUUGUGAUCUGAAGUUUUUCGUCCAGAGUUACCAGGCUUUGGAAAGGGAAGGGAAGGGAAGGAUAAUCAUGUCACACGGUGACGAAAAAGUUCCAGACCUUGAGCCAGAUGUUUUCAUGAUAUCACAGCACAACCGAUCCAGCUCAUUUUGGUUCAUAGUACAGGUCUGUACAAGGAAAGGGACCUCCGGCAACCUCAGCUCGGGCCAAAAGUAGAACCAUAGGGCUCUGAAAGCGUCUCAUGAGCGUGAGCCUGAGCUCUUGGAAUUUCAGAAACUCGAUGGAUGGCAGAUGGAUACAAAAGGCGGUGACAGGACACAUCAUUGGGGAUGAUGAGAAGUGGAUGUGUCAUUCAUUAUCAGUAGGACCGGACACCGUACAGAGGUUAAUGUGGCCCUCCGCUAGUCCAGCUUUCGAGUCGAGCCCUCUCCCGUCCCAUCCCCUCCCCUCCCCUCCCCUCGGAACACGGAAAGCAAAAGCUGUGCGCAGGUGGCCGUAGGCUGAGAGCAAAAUUGGUCGAUUCAUCCAUCGAUCUCUAGAUUUCUGAUUCUCCAAUUCCUCAAUUCCCCAAUUCUCCAAUUCCCCAAUUCCUGAUCGCCAUCCAUCAUCGGAGAGAAACACAAUUCUCGAAACGAUUUUGGACCGACGUGAGGGCCAGUGUCGGCAAAAGGGGUCAACAAAUCCCGCUCUCCCAAGUGAAUCAAUCCUCGGGCAUAUUCUUCGUCGGGCGUCGGAUCAGGUACCGGAUCUUGUUGUCGCUCUAAAAAGUGGGGCACCGAACUCAGGUCCAAGCAAUCCGUCCUAUAUUCCGACUCGUUCGGGCCUGCGUCACGGUCGGCGGAGGCCGCAGGGGGCAAUCCCCAAAGUGCAGCAAUUGCCCCCGAGACGUGUACAAUGUGAACGCCUUCUCUUCGGGGGCAGUCGUACGCGGAGAGAACAAAGUUAGAUCCGAGAAUGAUGGUGUUGAUUUCGGAGCCAAUCCGCACGAGAUAAAAUAAAAACGGAGGAUGGACGACGAAUGGGCCCAAUUCGAGUAGCCACCUGCGCAGUGGAGCAUCUGCGGACGAUAUUCGGCUCGGGCUGGAUGCCUUCCGAGGCUUCGAGGGGGUUUCAGAGCAGGACGCUCCCAAUCCAGAGGCGCUCGACGGGUUCAGACGCACUCGUGACAGAAAAGUCGAGCGGCAUUUGGACGAUCGCGCCGCUGGGGGAUAAACGAACCUCGAGGAUCUGCGGGAAGAAUUUCGGAUAUGCCGGAGAGGUCCUUUGAGAGUUUCGAAGGACAACGAGCGCCGCCCACUCGUUGCAACUACCGCAAAUCCACGAUAGAAGCCGAGCGAGGAAUCGAUCGGCCGCGGUCAGCAAACGAAAUGCAGCUCGCAGAAUACAACCGUUCGACGGGCCCAGGAUCAGAAUCGAAGUACUGUAAACCCUUUUCAGACGAAUUCUCCCCCUCCCGAAAUCCCCGAACUUCAGAAUUGUCGUCGCCGUUAAAUCGUAUUCUGGAUGAUGACAAGAGGAUGCGGUGAAGCGAACCAGACGUCCACAUUUCUGCUACCACGUCGGAGACAUCCAGACAAUAAUUGACUCGACCUGGUACGCGAUCUGCGGUUGAUGUGAUGGGUAGCC